Psammomys obesus (fat sand rat) is the source of this 1023-nucleotide messenger RNA. RefSeq names its product CD226 molecule (gene Cd226). The record is from RefSeq and is a predicted model, not a curated record. Gene Ontology annotation, cellular component: external side of plasma membrane. The transcript has 6 exons. NCBI's taxonomy places the organism in Eukaryota, Metazoa, Chordata, Mammalia, Rodentia, Muridae. Gene Ontology annotation, biological process: cytokine production; positive regulation of immunoglobulin mediated immune response; positive regulation of T cell receptor signaling pathway. Bases 16 to 1023 code for a protein of 335 amino acids.
GAACUGUUUCCAGAGAUGGCUUAUCUUACUUUGCUUUUGGCUAUUCUUCACGUGCACAAAGUGCUAUGUGAAGAGACAUUUUGGGACACAACUGUUCAGCUUUCUGAGACUAUGACUCUGGAAUGUGUGUUUCCGUUGACGGAUAACUUAACCCAGGUGGAGUGGACCAAGAUCAGUGGCACAGAGACUGUGACCAUAGCUGUUUACAACCCUAGCCAUAGUUUGUUUAUAGAGCAUAACUACCUCGGCAGAGUGUACUUUCUAAACUCAACGGCGGGGUUCCGCAAUAUGAGCCUUUCCUUUUACAAUGCCUCUGAAGCAGAUGUUGGCACUUACUCCUGCUUGUUUCAUUCUUUCCCAAGUGGACCUUGGGAGAAGAAGAUAAAGGUGGUCCAGUCAGAUAGUUUUGAGAUAGCAGCACCCCCGAAUAGCUACCUGUCUUCAGAACCUGGACAAAAUGUCACACUCAGUUGUCAGCUUCAAAUGAACUGGCCAGUACAACAAGUCAUAUGGGAAAGAGUCCAGCCCCAUCAGGUAGACAUCUUGGCUUCCUGUAAGCUAUCUCAAGGGACAAGAUACACAUCAAAGUACCCAAGACAAACAUGGAGCAACUGCAGCCAGGGGCUCAGGCAAAGUGUCCUCAUCAUCCGUGAUGCCAUAACUGCUGACUCGGGACUUUACAGAUGCCGAUCUGAGACCAGCACGGGAGAGAAAAAUACCUUUGUCCUAAGGCUGGUCAUAACUGAUGGUGGAGCCAACAAACCUUUUAUCCUUCCUGUUGCUGGAGGGUCAGCUUUGCUGUUACUUGUCAUCCUAAUUAUCAUCACCAUCAUUUUUUAUAACAGAAGGAGAAGGAGACAGGUGAGAAUACCACCUAAAGAGCCCAGGGAUAAACAGAGUAAGAGUAAGGUAGCCAUCAACUGCAGAAGUCCCACUUCUCCCAUCCAGUCUAUCGAUAAUGAAAAAGAGGACAUUUAUGUGAACUAUCCAACCUUCUCUCGAAGACCAAACCCAAGAUUCUAA